UAGGGCUAGAUCUUUUUGUAUUGUGUUAGGUAGUUGACAUGCAUGAGUGCGAUAAAUGAUACAAAAUGCGCGCAUCAGUGUUCAUUCAUGAGAUGCCCUCCCAUCCAUUCCUCGUGACUCCAUAAUGAUGGAGGCCGGGUGAUAGCAGCUAACUUUAAUAUAAUUUGGAUACCCACGAAACUUAAUUAAUAGGGCCGCAUCAGGUGAAUUGCCUAGCAGCUCAGCCGAUAUACUAUAUAAUAAAGAUACGAGUAUAUACAUACUUACUCCGGCCGGCCUUAUCAAGUUAGCGAGUGAAAUAUAGAUAUACAUUCCGAGCGCGCAACAAAAUGGACAUUUUCUUCCAAACAAUAACACCCCUCCUCCUGCUGCUGCAUCUCACAUUCUCCAUCCCUUUUGCCCAUAGUGACACUAAUACUGCGGCCGCGGCCUUGGUGGAUGCCCCGCAGGCGAACUGCACGCACGCACGCACGGAUGCCCGCGAGCAAGAGGCUGUGUACGAGAUCAUGAGGGCCACCGGGAACCACUGGGCGGCCGACAUUCCGGACGUGUGCCGCGGCCGCUGGCACGGCAUCGAGUGCAUGCCGGACAAGAGCCGCAGCAACGUGUUCCACGUCGUUUCCCUCUCCUUCGGCGCGCUCUCCGACGACACCGCCUUCCCCACCUGCGGCGGCGCGGCUCCAUCCAUUUCCCCCGCCCUCACCCGCCUCUCCCAUUUGCGGACCUUGUUCUUCUACCGCUGUUUGGCCGGCAACCCCCAGCCCGUCCCGCCCUUCCUGGGCGAGCUCGGCCGGGGGCUGCAAACCCUCGUCCUCCGGGAGAACGGGCACGUGGGGCCCAUACCGAGCGAGCUCGGAAACCUGACCCGCCUGACGCUCCUGGAUUUGCACGGGAACAGCCUGAACGGGUGCAUUCGGGGACAGCUGGACCGCCUCACGGCUUUGAGAUCAUUGGACUUGAGCCAGAACGAGCUGGGCGGCCCGAUCCCCCCCACCCUGGCCUUCCCUCGCUUGCGCACUCUGGACCUGAGCCGGAACGGCCUCGUGGGUCCCAUCCCCGCCCGCAUCCUCAGCUCCGGCCGCUCGCUCAUCAAGGUGGACUUGAGCCGGAACCGGCUCUCCGGUUCGAUUCCGGACCCCAUCGACGGCUCCCUCGGCAACCUCAUACUCAUGGACCUCAGCCACAAUAGCCUCAUCACCUCGCCCUUCCCGAGAAGCCUCAAGAGCCUCAAUGCUCUGGCAGCUCUGAUUCUGAGCGGAAAUGCGGCGGCGGAUGCAACCAUCCCGGAAUCUGUUUUCCAGGGCGGGUUCAAGGGCCUGGUCAUCCUGGCGAUGUCCGACAUGAAUCUGCGGGGUCCCAUACCGGAGUCGCUGGGAAGGUUGAGCAGCCUUCGGGUGGUGCACCUGGACGGGAACCGGUUGAGCGGUCCCAUUCCGCAGAGCUUUGAGAGGUGCCGGCUGAGUGAGCUGAGGCUGGAGAACAACCAGCUGACGGGGCGCGUGCCAUUCAACAGGGACGCGCUGUGGAGGAUGAGGACAAAGUUGAAGCUUUUCAACAAUUCAGGGCUAUGCUAUGACGGUCAUGACGGUGACGACCUUGAAGCCAUCUCCGGCUCUGCUAUUGGGCGCUGCGCCACCCACCCGCCUACUGCGGCGGCGGUUCAACAAGCGUGGCCACCGGCCAGUACUGCCAGCAUCAAUUGCCCCCCGCCUCUCAUCUUCUCUCUGCUUCGAUUACCACCGCCUAUUCUGCUUCUCUCCUUCCUAAUUUAACCUGUCUUUGUACAUUUCAAAUUGGUUUCUCUACACUCAUAAAUACUACUCUCC
Messenger RNA from Cuscuta epithymum, 1826 nucleotides. Lineage: Eukaryota; Viridiplantae; Streptophyta; Magnoliopsida; Solanales; Convolvulaceae. The record is from the annotation of a GenBank genome assembly.